Messenger RNA from Stomoxys calcitrans (stable fly), 4017 nucleotides. It is a transcript of the gene Mmp1, whose product is annotated as matrix metalloproteinase-14. The record is from RefSeq and is a predicted model, not a curated record. Gene Ontology annotation, cellular component: extracellular matrix. The transcript is spliced from 7 exons. Gene Ontology annotation, biological process: extracellular matrix organization; proteolysis; collagen catabolic process. Gene Ontology annotation, molecular function: zinc ion binding; metalloendopeptidase activity. The coding region runs from base 323 to 2023 and encodes 566 amino acids. NCBI's taxonomy places the organism in Eukaryota, Metazoa, Arthropoda, Insecta, Diptera, Muscidae.
AAUUAUAUAUAAGAAAAAAAGUGCAAAGUGUUUUAGAUUGUUAAUUGAAAAAAAAAACAACAAGCAAAUGAAGAUCAAAAACUAAAACAGUUGCAGCAUUUUUAACUAAAUAUAAUUUGAGUUAAAAAUUGGUUUUUAAUUAAAACCAACCAACCGAACGGGUAUUGGAAUGAAAAAUCCGUUACAGAUUGCCACCAAGAUCAACUAUCAUCAAUAACUGCCCUCAUAGAAGGAAUAUUGAAUUAAUUUUUCUCUGAGUGUAUAACAAACUAGAAUUACAUCUUUAAAAUCGUUGCGUCGUUACACAUCUAUCCAGAAAAUUAUGGUAAAUAGCGAAAAAUCACCUCCACCAACAACUAAACGACGAAAUAAUUUAAACAAGACGACAGAAGUCACAACUGCGUUAUCAUCAACAUCUUCAUCAUCAUCGUCAUCAGGAACGAGUCGAAUCAACACCACCUGCUCCCACACCGCGAAAAUGUCUACCCGCCAAAAUUAUGUGUUCUUAGGUUUAACCAUAUUGUUAACAGUCAUAGCCAUGGUCCAAUCGGCACCAGUAUCAACAACCACACAAGCUGAGAUAUAUUUAUCACAAUUUGGCUAUUUACCCGCCUCAGCACGCAAUCCCGCCAAUGGUGGUCUUUUGGAUGCCAGCACAUGGAUCAAAGCAGUACAAGAUUUUCAAAGUUUUGCCGGUCUAAAUGUCACCGGUGAAUUGGAUGACGAGACUAUGCAGCUAAUGUCAAAGCCACGAUGUGGCGUGCGUGACAAAGUGGGCUAUGGCACCGAUAGUCGUUCGAAACGUUAUGCCCUGCAAGGUAGCCGCUGGCGUGUUAAGGCUUUGACCUAUAAAAUCUCCAAAUAUCCUAAGCGAUUGAAGCGCUCCGAUGUUGAUACUGAAGUGGCCAAGGCUUUUAGUGUAUGGAGUGAAUUUACGGAUUUGACCUUUACUGCUAAAGCGUCGGGACCAGUUCAUAUUGAAAUUAAAUUUGUUGAGAGUGAACAUGGUGAUGGCGAUGCUUUCGAUGGCGUAGGCGGUACUUUGGCUCAUGCCUUCUUCCCCGUUUUUGGCGGUGAUGCCCAUUUCGAUGAUGCUGAGUUAUGGACUGUCAACAGCCCUCGAGGCACCAAUCUCUUCCAAGUAGCAGCUCAUGAAUUUGGCCACUCACUAGGUUUGUCCCACUCCGAUGUGCGUUCAGCGCUUAUGGCUCCCUUCUAUCGUGGCUAUGAACCUGUCUUCAAAUUGGACACCGAUGAUGUUUUGGCCAUUCAGGCUUUGUAUGGCAAAAAGUCCACACAAUCCGGCAAUGGUUUGAAUCCCACCAGCGGCGGCGCCUCACCACGUACUACAACUCGACCUGCCUUUGCACCACCUAGAGCACCUCGUGAUGAUAUGAUUUGCAAGGAUCCCAAGAUUGAUGCCCUAUUCAAUUCGGCUGAGGGUCAGACAUAUGCCCUGAAGGGUAACAAAUACUACCGACUGACAGAGAACUCAGUGGCUGAGGGUUAUCCCAAAUUGAUUUCAGAAGGAUGGCCAGGAUUACCCGGCGAUAUCGAUGCCGCUUUUACUUAUAAAAAUGGCAAGACCUACUUCUUCAAGGGUACCAAAUAUUGGCGCUACAAUGGCCGUCAAAUGGAUGGUGACUAUCCUAAGGAGAUUAGUGAAGGCUUCACCGGCAUACCCGAUCAUCUGGAUGCUGCCAUGGUAUGGGGAGGAAAUGGCAAAAUCUAUUUCUACAAGGGCAGCAAAUUCUGGCGUUUCGAUCCUUUGAAACGACCUCCAGUGAAGUCUAGCUAUCCUAAACCCAUUUCAAAUUGGGAAGGCUUACCAAAUAGCAUAGAUGCGGCGCUGCAGUACACAAAUGGUUAUACGUACUUCUUCAAGGGUGAUAAGUACUAUCGAUUUAACGAUAGAACAUUCGCAGUUGAUGCUGCAGAUCCACCAUUCCCCCGCCCCUCUGGCCAUUGGUGGUUUGGCUGUAAAAAUACGCCCUCAACAACAGGCGUACGUAAACGUGGAUAAAUAUACUGUCACACAAAACUCGAAUCACAUAUAAAAACAAAGAACAAGUAUUUAUAAAAUAAAAGAAAAACUAAAUUUACUAUUUAACAAAACACAUGACACAACAUUUCAAACACAACCAACAAACAAACAAAACACUAAACAAACCUUAUUUAUUAGUAAAAAUGUUGACAAACCUAGACUGACAGAUUGUGUUUUUUUUUUGUAGAAAAUGCUUCGUAAUUCAGUGUGUUUGUUUUCCUAUUCUCAGUAUUGUGGCAUCAAUGUUGUUUUAUAUGCUGUAUUCAUUUCUUUCAUAUACAUGGAUGUGUGUGAGUUUGUUUUUUGCAAAAGAAAGUGGUAUUUUGAUUGUUGUACAACUCUUAUACUAGUCUUAUACAGUUCUUAAAUGAUUCCAAAUUUCUUUGUAGAAUGAUCUAGUGCACAUGUUUAUAUUUGGUCUUAUACCACUCUUAUACUACACAAAAUAUUUAUUAAAUCGAAAAUGUCGACUACUGAAAUGCAUUUAUCAUCAAAUCUCCUUAAGUUAAAAUACUUACAUGAAGCAACCACCUGCUUCCAAAAAUUCGGUAUUUUUAUUGUUGUACAACUUGUAUGCAACUAUUAUGCGUUUCUUCUACUACUCUUAUAGAGCUUGACAUAUUUUCGAAUUUCUUUAUAGAAUGAUCUUUUGCACAUCUUUAUAUUUGGAACAAGUUGUGUGUUUUAUACCACUGUUAUACUACAUCAAAUUUAAACAAAAUCGAAAAUAUUGUGUAAUGAAAGGCGUUUGUCUUCAAAUCUCCUUAAGAUAAACUACUUACAUAAUGCAACCACCUGCUUCAAAAAAUUCGGUAUUUUUAUUGUUGUGCAACUCUUAUGCGUCUCUUCUACUACACUUCUACAGCUUGACAUGUUUUCAAACUUCUUAGUAGAAUGAUCUAGUGUACAUUUCUAUAGCUGGAACUUGUUGUGUGUCUUAUACCACUCUUAUACUACACAAAAUUUAACCAUAUCGAAAAUUUUGACUAAUUGAAAUGCGUUUAUCUUCAAAUCUCUUUAAGAUAAAAUAUGUAAGAUGCAACCACCUACUUAAAAAAAAUUCUGUAUUUUUAUUGUUGUGCAACUCUUAUACAACUCUUAUACUUCUCUUAUACUACACUUAGACAGCUUGAAAUGUUUUGAAAUGUCUUUGAAGAAUCAUCUAGUAUACAUCGUUAUAUUUGGAACAUAUUGUGUGUCUUAUACAACUCUUAUACUACACAAAAUUUUAACAAAAUCGAAAAUUUCGAGUAUUGAAAUGCAUUUAUCUUAAAAACUCCUUAAGAUAACCUACUUACAUGAUUCAACCACCCACUUUUCAACUUAUACUUUUUUGACUUUUUUCAAAUUCCCUAAAUUGUUUUAUAGCGCUCACGAAACCCUCAAAUCCCUUAACAAUAAUGAUAUAAUUAAAAAAAAAUUUAAGACCUACACAAAAUUGAUAUAUAUUUCAAAAAAUCAUAAAUAAUGUUUUCAUAAGCACCCUACUCGAAAAAUAUUUUCGAAAGUUUUAAUAUAAACUGUUCCAAAUCCCAAUUUCUGUGUAGUUGGUUAUACACUCUAAAAACUUGUUCCCUUGUCCUCGUAUUUUUUUCACCAUGUAUUAUGUAUUAUGUGCACUUUUCUCCAUUUUCUUAUCUCCAGUUCAAACUCGGUUCUAUUGUGCAUUGCUUCAACUUUGAAUUUUCAUCAUAUGAUUUAUUAAAAGUAAUGUUCUUAUUUUCUUUUUAUUUUCAAUUAUUUAAAAAAAAAAACGACUACAACCACUUUUACGACAUUUGUUACAACGAAAACAUUACAAUAAACAUACGAAACUAAAAACAACUAAACAAAUUAACCCUUACCAAAAAAAAUAAUCAAACAACUAUACACCAAAACUAGAUAAAGAAGUCACUAAAGAUGUAAAUAAUGAACGACGAUUUGUUCCGGGCUGGAUGUGGAACAUAGCCCGUUCCUGGUUCUAAUAGCAGCCU